UAAUAAUUUCAAUUAAAUAUAGACUGAAAUGAAGGCCAAAUAUGAUAUAAAUUGUUUGCAUUUCAACAAACUAUCGAUUAGUAGUAGUAGUAAUAGUAGUAGUAAUUCACCGAAAAUUUACGGCAAUUCCGGGUCGGCAUCGAUGGACACUACGGGCAGCGGCGGMGGCGGUGUCGGCAGUGGUAGCUCCGGGAGUCGCGGCGGCAGCGGUGGCGGUAGURGUGGACAAGUAUUGCCGCGCAUAGACUUCCCGUCAAACAAAUUUGAACGCUAUAUGAAUAUGAAUAAUAAUAAUAAUAAUAAUAAUAAUAAUAGUAACGAUAGGUACUAUAAAUCACCAUCAUCAAAAUAUCAUAAAUAA
Messenger RNA from Oppia nitens, 361 nucleotides. RefSeq names its product probable serine/threonine-protein kinase DDB_G0267514. Lineage: Eukaryota; Metazoa; Arthropoda; Arachnida; Sarcoptiformes; Oppiidae. Bases 29 to 361 code for a protein of 110 amino acids. The record is from RefSeq and is a predicted model, not a curated record. The transcript has 2 exons.